GUCACACCUCUGAUCAAUGAAUCUGAACACAUGGUAUAAUAAUAUUGUGUCUUUGUUUAUUGAAUAAGUCGAUUUACAAAACUUUUCUAAGGAAACCUAGCUGACGAUGUUCGCCACGUCAAUGAUACGGACACGUUGCAACAAUGACGAAGAAAUUUUUUUUACGUAGCCUUCAUACUUAAUAACAAACCUAGUAUUUCAUUACAAUUGUCCAGCAAUGCCUACCAGAACUGGUACUGAGAUAAUUCUAUGUAUCCUCACAACUCAGAUUAUUGUCUGCUUAAUUCAUGGAAUCAAAGGAAAUGCAAUAGAAGCAGAAAAGUGUGACAUCAGUAAAUGGUAUACCAAAAUGUCUUCUGAAGGAUUGUUUGAUAGCUCAAUGAAUACCCAGCAGCAAAAAUUACACAACACAAUUCAGAAACUAGUUGUCCACGGUAAAAAUAAACGUAACGUAAAACUUGUCGACUGUAAAAUCUUAGAAAUGUACGAAAAUGAAAUGAAGAAAGGGAAAGUCAAAGCUACCAAUUCAAAAUCUACAACAGAAACUUUAAAGGCAGCUGACAAUUUAACAAUUAUAAAAAGCACAGAAAAUACUCUAUCACAUAAGAAUGACAUAACCAAGAUAGAGAAUCCACGAAAUGAGAACAUUGCAGAACUCGAAUCUCAGGAGGAAGCAGCCGAAAGAAUAUUCAGGGAAAGAGACAGAGAAAGCGAAGUGUUUGCAGACGAUAGUGAGAUUGAUGAAACAGAACUAGAUGAAAUAAUAGAUGAAAGUAACAGUGAUGGGGAAUUUGAUGACUCAGAAAAGCACAACGAUAACCAAGCACAUAAGUCCUGGUUAGAUGACAAGAAUCAAAAUUCAUUGGUGCAGAAAGAAAUUCUCAGUCAAGAGCAAAACACGCAUGACUUUGAAACAAUCGAGACAGAAUCAAAUGGAACAAGUAACUCAAAAGAAAUUUUACAAGAAAGAAAUGCUAAAGACAUAUUUAAGUAUAUGGAAACCGGAGGAAAGACAUGUCGAAGGUAUACAUGGAAAUUACAAAAAUACAUGAUUUUGAAAAUAUCCCCAAAAGAAAAAGUGGAUUCAACAACCAAGGAAAUUUUUGGAUACAAUUGUAAAAUAUCAUAUGCACUCUCGCCCUCGUACUGCUUACUACAAGUAAAAAACACAGCAAUGUUUAAUAUGACACAACAUAUGUCAGACAAGCUGGAGAAAGGUACAGCUUCCUUAACAGAUAAUUUGCUUACUCCAAAUAAUCUAGGCAGUAUAAAUAAAAACACCAAUAAAAUCUUUGAAGCAGGAAAGGAGAUGGAAAAUUUAGUCGAUCCCAAUGAAUUUUCUGAAGAGCAGGAAGGAAUGCUAAUAGAUGGAAAAUUUAACGAGGAAAUUGACGACAUUUCUUACACUGCUUAUUCUGAAGAUAUGCUCAUGUCUUAUAACAAUAAAGAUUUACCAAAUGAUGCUGUACAAAGAUCUUCGAAUGAAGAAAACAACAAUGAAUAUAAAUCGCAGCAAACGUUUGACAGAAAGGUUUUGGAAGACAUGUUGUCUUUGAAAACGGAAGAGUAUACAAAGAAAAUAAAUGUUCUGGAAUUAAAUAUAAUAAAGCUUGAAAAUCAGAUGUUAAUGGAAAAACUGAACAAAGAAAAUCAUUCCAGUACCAUAGCGAGACUAGAGAAUAGCAUUCUUAGGUUAGAGAACGAGCUGUUAAGAAUGAAACAAAGCUUCCAUCAUAUGAAAAUUGAAAAUGACGAAAUGAAGAGAACUCAACGAAAAUACUUAGAACUAGGACACAGUUCUGAAAGUUACUCUUUACAAAAGCUUAAUCACGACCAACUUCUGUCAGAACAACAGCAAACAAUUAUGAAACUGUCAGAGAAGUUACAAAACCAAUCAAACUUGAUAGAUAAUUUAAAGAAUCGGUCCGAGGGUCUUGAUGACCAAAACAGAAUAUUGUAUGCAAUGGUCAUGAACCAAACUGUAUUGAUGUCACAAAUUAUGGCAAAAGUACAAUCUCUUACUGAACAAACUCUACAACAACGUGAAACAGCAGAGAAAAUGAAGCAAAAGUUAGAAAGUGGUUUAGAAGACGUCAGAGAAUUAAAAAAUAGCCAGGCAAAUCAGGGACUGGUUGAUCCAGCCACAAACUCAAAGGAAUCAUAUCUUGAUGAUCUCUCAAACCAACUGCUACAGCAACUAGACGAUCUAGUGUCAGAUAAAAAACUAGAAAGUGGUGAAAUAAUUGAACAAUCGUCUUUUGUUGGACAACUAAAAGACCAAGACGAUGAAAUCGAUGAACAGUUAAAGGAGUAUUUACAUUACACCUCAAUCACAUCAUCUGUCAAACUUCAGGAAUGGUGUGACUCUAGUGCACAUUGUUUUAAGGGCUUUAUUAUUAUAUCCGAGUGUGCACCGUACUCACCUUUUAUUUUUGCUAAUUGUGAAUCAGAAAGCCUGAUGUCAUACUCUGAAUCUGACAAUGAACCAGAAAGUUUAGAAAUCAUUCCAAGAAGUGAAGAAAAGGAAUCAAACAAAACAAAAGAUUCUGAAACCUCAAAAAACGUACAGCCGCCUGAUCCUGAUGAUAGGACGAGUGUUCAAAAGGAAGACAAAAAUAUCCUCCAUGUUGAUCGAUACAAUGAAACCAGUGAAGAGGAGGUUUUAAAGGCUAUGGAAAAGACCAUCGAAGAACUUGAACUUAAACAAUCUUUAACAACAAAAAAUGUGCAAAACGAGGAAAUGUAUAUACGACUGCGUGGCUCAGUGGUCAUAGCGGCGGUGUUAAAGCCCCCAGGUAUUUGUCGCGAGUGUUCGAAUCACGCUUUUUUUUGA
Saccostrea cuccullata (small rock oyster) is the source of this 2833-nucleotide messenger RNA. RefSeq lists its product as uncharacterized. Bases 218 to 2833 code for a protein of 871 amino acids. The transcript has 3 exons. Lineage: Eukaryota; Metazoa; Mollusca; Bivalvia; Ostreida; Ostreidae. The record is from RefSeq and is a predicted model, not a curated record.